Molecule: messenger RNA, 1536 nt
Organism: Cyclocybe aegerita
Lineage: Eukaryota; Fungi; Basidiomycota; Agaricomycetes; Agaricales; Hemipholiotaceae
Source: the annotation of a GenBank genome assembly
GAUGAGGCUACGACGGGAAAUCUCGCCAAAGGGUCCCCGAACAGGCAUGAAUCUCCUCAGCGGAACUACUUGGAAAGGUGCAAAGCUUCGGCUUGGAGAGGCGAAACCCGACUAUGCUGAUAGGAUCGCACUAGAGAACAAGAAAGCCGCUGAAGAGCCUCCCAAGAAAAGGCAGAGGCAUUACGGGGCUGUCUAUUCGGACGACAUGUCCUUAAUCACCACAGAAAAUGUUGCGGAGAGAGAAGGUUGGAAUGUCUCUGCCCUCGGCCGGAUGACACACCCCAUAAAGACGCGUCCAACUCAUCCGUUGGUCGACGUAGAAGAGACAAAGCCCAAGAAGGGGAAGAAGUCUGCUGAAUCCGAGAAGAAGAAAAAGAAAAGGGCGAAAGAUCCAGACACUCGUGCUCGAAGGACGACGAUCGACAUGCCCGCGUAUGGUAGUACGCAUUUGAAGGGAGUGUUCCUCGAUCUUGAAGUUCCAGAGACUGCGCGGAGGCGAACUCCAACUCAGGAUCAACCUAUCGAUGGCACAUCGGAGAGCAGCAGCGAAAGUGAAAGCGAUGUUCCUGCCCAAGCUACCUCCCCGCUGGCCCCUCGCAAUUCUCUACCCGAUGUUGCUCCUGCUCCAGUGAACGGUUCUCCGAUCCCUUCUUCCUUGAAAGCAACUGUUUUUCCUCCCGCAACGAUACCAACAAGCUCCGCAACUCUUCCUGAAGGCAGCAUCGACAUUCAAAAAGAGAAGUCUCAAACACUCGGUUUCCUCGCUUCGCUCUUCGGGAAUAAUGACGACGAUUGGAUCGGUCGCGAAAGUGUAGGGUCGGACAUCGACGAAAACGAGCUGGUCAAAGACGACGUUAUGCUAGUAGAUGAUGACGAAGCACCCGAGUUCGAGAUUGUGCCAAAGGCCGGAGGCAAGCCAACUACUGCAAAACGAAAGGUGGAUGAGUCGGAGGAAGAUUCGGAAGACGAAGAGGACGUGAUAAUGGCGCCAGAAACGAAGACCUCAGAGGCCCUUCAUACUGCUCCUUCGCCUCCGAAGGCAACAACUGCGAAGCUGAAGGAUCUAUUCGCUCCUCGAGAGGAGGAAGCUGGGUUUUCUUUACUUGGGCACCUUGACCUAGACAUGGAACUUGACGAAGAAAUGCCUUUCCUGACUGAACAGCCCAUCCAGGCUCCACAUCUCGAGACCACAACCUCUGUCUCCAUUCCUGCUCCAACGACUCUUACCCUCCAAACAUACUCCUCGCAAGCACCCCUUGUGCUCAACCCACGCCAGGCCCUCUUCUUCCCUUUACCCGCGCAAGAAGGCAGCACGACCAAAGCGCGACAACGAGAUGUGUUUGAUUUAGCGAAGGAUGGUGGGUGGUACUGGCGCGAUCCGGCUGUAGGAUUCUUCCGCACGGAGAGCGAGGACGAGAUUCGGGCACGGUGGGAAGGGUGCAAGGGCGAGCUGACAAGAGAAUGGAAGAGGAGAUGGAGGGAGGCUGGGAAGGUUAGUCGGAGGAAGAAAGGCGGUGGGGGCGAUGGGGAUGAGUG